Molecule: messenger RNA, 1434 nt
Organism: Daphnia carinata
Lineage: Eukaryota; Metazoa; Arthropoda; Branchiopoda; Diplostraca; Daphniidae
Product: protein bric-a-brac 1-like
Exons: 5
Coding region: 136-1365 (409 amino acids)
Biological process (GO): regulation of transcription by RNA polymerase II
Cellular component (GO): nucleus
Molecular function (GO): protein binding; DNA binding
Source: RefSeq, a predicted model, not a curated record
CGUAGAGAAGAUUGUGCAAGAAAGCAAAUUGCAGUUUUAGUUGCGUUUAAUCCCUGGACAAGUACAGGCCUGCAUUUGGCUGACUGUCUUCUUAUACAUUUCCGGAUUUUUGCUCAGUGCCUGUUUCCCCCCGCCAUGCAACUGGAGAGGAGAGAUGAAUCUCCAACUGGAGAUAGCACAGAGUUUACUCUUCGUUGGCAUCAUCACGACGUCAAGUUGGCCGAUACGAUGACUCGCGCUUGGGAGAAGAAACUCUUUUUGGACGUGACUUUAGCCAGCGGACACAGGACCAUCGGCGCCCAUCGACUCGUUUUGUGUGCCUGCUCUGCCCUGCUAGAGAAUCUGCUCACUUCACCGGCCCAUUCGCCCGUCCAAUCCCACACAAAUCCUAUGCUCUAUUUCAACGAUAUCGACUUUGAGGAUUUGGAAGUGCUGGUUGAAUUCAUGUACCGUGGAAGUAUGACUGUCACGUAUCAAACGUUGCCGGGUAUCAUUAAUGCGGCGAGAAUUUUGCAAAUUCGCGGCCUUAAUCGAGAUAUUGAUGAACCGGUUGAUUCGCCACCGGAAUCGAGUGGAUGCAGCGAACCGCCUGUAACGGAGCCGAUUGGCGAACCGACACGUAAACGAAUGAAGAAAGAGGAAGACAUUCCUCGACACGUUGAAAAAGAAGAACCUGCAGAUUCAGAUCAUGAGGAAAUUCAAACACAUGGCACUAUGAUGGAUCAUCCAAAUUUUGAAGAACAAAAACAACAACAAUUGGCUGCUUUUCUGUCGGUUUUGGCCCAGCAAACACCACUUAAUCCAUCGACUAAACAGCCUUCAUCAAGUGGACCAAGUCCAGCAUUACGGUCAAGGCUGGUCUGGGAUCCAGCUCACAUUGUCUACCUGGAGAGUUGGUACGGAAGAGAGACGAGAUACCCCAAUCUAGCUCAGUGUCAAGCCUAUGCCAAUCAACUCUCUACAGUGCCGCAAACAGAUCAAAGUGGCAAAUCACGAACGUCCAUGUCAGUCACGGCUCAGAACGUGUCUCAUUGGUUCCAGAACAGGCGUCGUAAAGAUACACAUCCAGAGAUCGAAGAGAAACGUGUGAAACGCAGUCAGACUCGUCGGAGUAAAUCGAUGAAAACCAAUGCUGGUGGCAAUCCGCUGGAUUUAACACAACCCAGCGUUCCAUCUCAACGAAACAAACCGACAACGCCGCACAGUCGUUCACCACAAGAACAAUCGCAUCACGAACACGAAGAUCGAGAUUCAGACGAAGAACCCGGGCUGUGCAUUGCGGAACAGGCUCACACGAAUUCGUACAAUAGCGACACGGAGAACGAUCAUCCGGCACCCAUCCAUCAUCCGCAAUAUCAGGUUUAAUUUUGUGAAAUUUACUUGUAAAAAAAAUCGUUCCUUCAAAUAAUUUUUUUCCUGGUCCUAACCCUCUAU